Carcharodon carcharias (great white shark) is the source of this 2607-nucleotide messenger RNA. RefSeq lists its product as uncharacterized. The record is from RefSeq and is a predicted model, not a curated record. Bases 229 to 831 code for a protein of 200 amino acids. Gene Ontology annotation, molecular function: DNA binding; DNA-binding transcription factor activity. NCBI's taxonomy places the organism in Eukaryota, Metazoa, Chordata, Chondrichthyes, Lamniformes, Lamnidae. The transcript has a single exon. Gene Ontology annotation, cellular component: nucleus. Gene Ontology annotation, biological process: circadian rhythm; regulation of DNA-templated transcription.
GGUAUCUGGGGUCCCCGCACCAUGCCAGGUACCUCCGCCUAAUACCAGUGGCUGUUCACCACACCAGGAUGUGUCCUCAUGGUUUUGAAGUCACUUCUUGCAUCCAGAGUUUGUGCAAAGGGGAGCACACGGUAUUCGCCGUAAACAGCGGCGGUCUAACGGCCGCGGGGGGAGACUCGGUUGAAGUUUGGGGCUGGGUUAGCUGGGCUCACUCCUGAAGCCAAUGAGAUGUCUCCGGAGGUGGUUGGAUCCGGAGCAGAGGCGGAGCUGAGGGUGGCCGCGGCCACUACAAGUGCGGCGAAAGGUGGGCCUCUGGCGCUGGUGAUGGACGGUGUGGCCGCGGCUUUGAGCGGCUCCCCCUGCCUGUUGGUGCGAGGCUCCGAGCGGCUGCUGGAGGUUCCUGCGCCCCGGCGGAGCCGCGAGUUCACCCCGGAGGAGCUGAAAGAUUCCGUUUACUGGGAACGGCGGCGCCGGAACAACGAGGCGGCGCGGAGGUCGCGGCAGAAGCGACGCUUCAGGGAGUUGGUGCUGGAGCGGCGGCUGCUGGAGCUGCUAGAGGAGAACUGCCGGCUCCGGGCUCACCUGCUGGCGCUGCGCCUCCCGGACAGCCCGCCGUCGCCGCCCGUCUCUCCGGCUGCCCGGGGGGGCGUUGUCCACACUCAGGGAGACGAGCAGCCGGGCCCGGGAAGCAGAGCGGGCUCUGUGCCGGGGGACGGAGCGGGCUCUGUGCCAGGGGGCGGCAGCCAACCGGCCUGGAUAAGGAGUUUACCCCACAAACUGCGCCUGAAAAUCUCCUCCAGCUGCCCGCCAUCAGCCGCCAGGCCGAGCUGAGUUGCGGGGUCAGGUGAACUGGAGUCCCGGGCGGGAAGAAGUUGCUGCCGGUGUCGAUCUCCAACUGUAUCCGCAGUCAACUGCUGCUCUCCGCCGAAGUGAAGCUGCUUCAGACUCUACCGCCGGAGGCUGGAAUCCACUGGACUUUACCCCUCAUGUGACUUUUGCUGACCUUUUUUUUGUGUCUGUUUUUAUACAAUUACUAUUUGCGUCCUGCUGGUCAGUUGUUACGCUUGCUUUCUCGCUCAGCAGCUUUACAUCUGCUUCUGGUUUUAAAAAAAAGUCAAUGUUUUGCACAAAUUUAAUCCAAGAAUUGCUUGGUGUAGAGAUGUAACGAUGCUUUUGAUUGCUUACCAUUAAGGUGUGAAGAGAAAAGAUAGAUCUGCAGUUUAUUCAGGGCAGACUACUCUCUAUUGGAAACAGAACCGAGGUUCAAACAAUUCUGAAGAAAAGAAACGAUUAUUUAUAUAAUCAACACUGUUAACUAGAACUGGUUUGUUCCACAGUUAACAGUAUUUUAAAAGGCUGUGCCUUCUCUGGCAAAUAUGUUACGGAAUUUGCAGAAAGCGAUCUGUACCUGUCCAGUUUUUAUCUGUGAGGUCUUGUGGGUAUAUUUUAAUCACAAUAAAACAUCACCGUGGUAAAUCCUCAUAUACAAGCGAUCUAGGCAAUUUGCAGCCACACAGAAACGUUUAUUUAAAAACCCUGGAGGUGGAUUUUUGAAGGAUGGUGAGAUCUCUUUAACAACUCCACUCCAGUUAACUAGAUCAGCCGUCCUGCUGGGGACUGUCGGAUCAGGGUAUUUUGAAUGUUAAUUACAAGUAUACUUAACCAACCAACUUUUUCUCUCCUUGCCCGGGAGUAGUAAGGACAAUAGUAGUCCCGUCCCGUUUGAUCGAUCGAACUCCCUGCAAAGCAGCAAUUGAAAUCGGAAACUUUCUGGUUUUGGUGGCGGCGGCGGGGGGUGUCUCGUGCGACUUGUGCUUAAGCGCGCAGCUUACAUAUCCCGUGUACUCGAAUAAGGAAGACCAGCCGGGACUGGGGAACUGGUGCAGAAUCGUGAUAUUCUGUCUUAAAGCAAGCUUCAUGAGAAAUCAUUUGCGUGGAGAAAAAUCUGGUGUGAUUUCAGCAAACGACAGUGGCAAAUAAAGCCGAUCACUUAGUUUAUUAAAGUGGAUAAUUCGCAGCAAUUUGCGUUGUGUCGCGGUUUUCCAAAGUUGUUCUUGGUUUUUUAAAAUGUAUAAUUUGAUCAUUUGUAAUCUAAUUGACCUAAUGUCGAAGGCUUGCUGAAUGAAUCCGCUUUCGUGUAAGUUUUAUACGAUUCAUUCUGGAGGAGAAUGUUCACUGCAGGUGGAUCCGCUCUCGAGUAACAUCAGCACCACUACUCCGUGGCUUAAUCGCUGUAUGAUUAUGCAUCAUAUUUUCAUCCUCAAGAAUUGUUAAAAUGAAACUGAACACAGUUGAUUUGGAUUUCUUUCAUCACAGUGAGAAUGGGAAGUGUGUGGCUUUAUUGUAAUAUUUUGUGUGGCGUAAAGCCCAUGAGCUGCUACGGCAAAUUUGUAUAUGCAAAGUUACACCGAAGGUGCAAUUGGAGGCACUGCAUUUUAAAACUUAUUUUGCGGAGGUUUCUGUAUUCUGUUCUCCCGUUACUUUAGCAUCUCUUUGCAGAGAAUGAAAGGAUACUUCAGUGUGAUGACAUUUAUAAUCACAAUUCUUUGUCGGAAAUAUCGCUGUAAUUAUGAUACAGUCUCUAAUAAAGAAAAUUGUAGGACGAUU